Messenger RNA from Ceutorhynchus assimilis (cabbage seed weevil), 1917 nucleotides. The record is from the annotation of a GenBank genome assembly. Lineage: Eukaryota; Metazoa; Arthropoda; Insecta; Coleoptera; Curculionidae.
AUGAGAGUUUUAAAUACCUUCGCAAGCAAAUCUAUCCCAGUCCACUGCAUCGUCGAAGCCAUAUCAGUCUUGGACGAAAAUCGCUUCCAACAUGGCGUCUGGAGACGCAGACCUAUGGUAGAAACCGACACCUAUGUAAUCAUUCCAAUUGGUACGCCCUUCAACAAUCUAGUCCAAGCAGCCCUUUUCCGAUUGGGCUAUUCAUCAGAAAGUGCCGCAGCAGCUAAAGGCUCGGUAAUAAUAAAGAAUUGGAAAGCUUUAAAUUUCGAUCAGAUUUCGGAUGAUCCUUUGGUUACGGUUGGGGAUAUAUUAGGCGAACUUUCCACUGUGGCUACGUUGAGGAUUCAAGUGUUUAGAGGCAAGCCAGGAUCGUUGAAUGAUAUUAAAGAUAAACUUUUAAGAUAUCUGUUGUUGCAAUCGCACGGAAUUUUGUUGUCAUCUGGAUGCCCUUUAGAUGAGAUAAUCCUAUCUCAAAUCUGUCGCAGCAGCCUGACGACGUCAAACUGUCCGGAAAUCCCCGAAGAAACCAGAAGAAAAUUCGAUCUUUGGUGGUCCACGCAAUUCAAUACCCAAAUUCCUGCUAGUAGGUCGCAAUUUAUUCCUUCUUACCCUAGCCAUUAUUCGGUAUCAUCUCAACCGACUCCACCAAUCGAUAGACCAAUUCCUGACUCGCAUCCUGCUAUGCAAACAGUUCACAACCAAUUCCCCACCCAGAAAACUCGAAUGAGAACCAGUUUCGAUCCUGAACUAGAACUACCAAAGUUGCAACGUUGGUUCAAUGAAAACCAGCAUCCUAGUCGUCAGCAAAUUCAGCAGUACGUCAAAGAACUGAACAGUUUGGACUCGAGACGAGGCAGAAAACCUUUGGAUGUAAAUAAUGUCGUUUAUUGGUUCAAAAAUGCACGAGCCGCCCAGAAAAGAGCGGAAGUCAGAAAUAUAAAUCCAAACUUGCAUUUGUCUGUUAACGGUUUUACAAGUCCCAGUCCCACGAACGGUGGUUUUCUACUGGGAGAUAGCUAUCUUAACUCAGAAAGGCUUUCUGAUCCGAGGCUAAAAAACAACAUAUCCAGACGCGGCCCACAUAACUCUCAUACUUCAGAUGAAUUUUCCAAUAUGGGAUCAGAUAUGGACGAAGAUGAAUUGGCUGAAGAUCAAUCUCCGUUAAGUCCUUCGGUGCCACUGUCGCUGACGACCACUAGGAAAUCGGAAUCUAGAGGAGCUAGCCCGAAACCUAUGACGUCACCUUCGCCAGCACCUGAUAUACAAAUUGAAAAAUUAAAAGAAGAACCCAAAACCGAACCAGUAAACUAUUCAUCUGGCGACCAUAUCAAUAACAACAACAAAGUCCUGUACAAUGACGACGCUGACCGCGAAACUGAAGACGACAGUAAAAGUCACUUCGAUGAUGGACCAUCUUCGCCCAGUAGAUCGAUACCUCAUCGUUUAUCUCCUGAUUUGAGUAACCAACUCAUACGAAGAAACCAUGAAAGCCUUGAGCAUCUGGCAGCCUCAGGGUUCCCUUUGGUACCGAACACAAUGUUCAGUCAUAACAUUAUGUAUAUGAGCCAGUACAUUCCGAGUCUUUCACAUUCAGUCCCUUCAAGUUGUUCCAGCGCAUUGAACAUGUCGAAUUUAACAGUGGACGAAAGACGUAAAAGAAAUAGAACUUUCAUUGAUCCAGUUACUGAGGUACCAAGGUUGGAACAAUGGUUCUCGUUGAAUACUCAUCCUUCGCAUAAUCUUAUUAUUAAAUACACUGAAGAGUUGAAUUUAAUGGCCUAUAGGCAAAAAUUUCCUCGAUUAGAACCAAAGAAUGUACAGUUUUGGUUUAAGAAUAGACGAGCCAAAUGUAAGAGACUGAAGAUGUCUUUGUACGAUACACAACCUGGUCAGUAUCAUCAUAGUGAUCGUGAUUGA